GGGCACAUAUAGACAAACAACCAUUCACACUCACAUUCAUACCUAUGGACAAUUUGGAGUCGCCAAUUAACCUAGCAUGUUUUUAGAAUGUGGGAGGAAACCGGAGUACCCGGAGAAAACCCACGCAGAACAUGCAAACUCCACACAGAGAUGGCCGAGGGUGGGAUUGAACUCGGGUCUCCUAGCUGUGAGGUCUGCACGCUAAACACUAGACCGCCGUAUCAGUACUUGAUAUAUUGAAAUAAAUGAUCCGCAUGUUGCAGACUAACCAAAGAAUAUACAUAACAUAACACUACAUUUUGUAUAAGAUGGUACGCAGCCAGCGAGUCUCCUCUUCUUUUCAAUAAACCAACCGUCCUUCACAUUAAAAAAAAAAAAAAAAAGUUGCAUUGCACUCAAGGUUCUUUUCUUUGAAAUCACUCAUACUCAAUUACUUUAUGUUUUGAAUUUUUCCCUGCGAUGGAUGGUGGGUGGAUGUAGAAGAAGAGAGAAAACGAGAGAGGCGGAGGGAAAAAAAAAAAAGUGGGGGUGGCGGAGCGAGCUAGCGAUACAAAGAGAGAGAGAUCAUCACAUCACCGUCAUCUGACUUGGCUCGGAUCUGACUUGAUUGUUGUUGUGUGGAAUGAUGAGGAGACGAGAAGAUGAGUAUGGAAUGCGAGGUUCCUCAAUGUGAUACAGAUACUCUCCAUCCGCCUUGUCAGGGCUUUUUUGCUGAGGAAGCCAAUUUGAGAAGACCGACAACGGCCUGACUGACGUCAAAGAUACUUUUUUUUUUUUAAAACGAAGAAAAAAAAUGACCUCGGUUAUUUACGUCUACAUCUGAAAGCUAAGAAGUACUAUUUUUUUUUAAUUCAACAACAAUUCAAGCUUCAAUCAUGCAUCCAGUUGACCUUACCGUACUUCUGGCCAUGACGCUGCUGAUGCUGCUGUGGGGUCCACGGGGGUCCGAGGCACAGAAUGACACAGAACCCAUCAUUCUUGAAGGGAAAUGUCUGGUGGUCUGCGACUCCACGCCGUCAUCCGAACCAGCCGGGAACGCUCUGGGUAUGUCGGUACGAUCGGGCAGCGGCCGGGUCGCCUUCUCCGCCAGUCGCCAGACCAACCACGAGCCUACGGAUAUGAGCAACCGCACCAUGAUUAUCUACUUUGAUAACAUCCUGGUGAACGUGGGCAGUCAUUUUGAUCAGGAGAGCAGUGUCUUCCUGGCACCGAGACGAGGUGUUUACAGCUUCAACUUCCACGUUGUCAAGGCCUACAACAGACAGACUAUUCAGGUUAGCUUGAUGGUAAACGGCUGGCCCAUGAUUUCAGCCUUUGCCGGGGACCAGGAUGUGACCAGAGAAGCGGCCACUAACGCCGGGUUGGUGAUUAUGGAGAAAGGCGACAAGGCCUACUUACGACUGGAGAGGGGUAACCUCAUGGGAGGAUGGAAGUACUCCACCUUUUCCGGGUUUCUGGUCUUCCCCCUGUGAAGAAAACGGAGAUGAACGAACGAUCACAGUGCAUGUGAGGCUGAAUAUUCCUUGACAGAGUAUAAGAUGCUUUGCUUACAGGUUUUUCCUCGAUUGUUUACACACAAUUUGUGAUGCCUGAGACACAAUGACCACAACAUAGAACCAAUGCACCAACUCCAUGAACCAAAGUCUGCUAAACUAUAAGCACCAAUUCCUGCUUUACACUCACACUGCAGAUCUACAACACACUUUUUUUUCAAAACACUACACACAAUUCUUUGAAUUUUGGCACAAUUUUCAUGAAGUAAACUUCUUUUCACAAAAAAAAAAACACUAUGCCACUCAAAACAGUCAAAUUAAUAUUCCUAUUAUUCACACUGACUCAUCACAUGGGUAAACACCUGUCAUACAUUUUUACAAUUCCUCCACAGCGCUGUAAGAGACUCAUUGCAAGUUAUCCCAAACGCUUGAUUGCAGUUGUUGCUGCUAAGAGUGGCCUCCAAUGUGGCUGAAUGACAACAAUUCCGCAAAAUUCCUCCACAGCGCUAUAAGAGACUCAUUGCAAGUUAUCCCAAACGCUUGAUUGCAGUUGUUGCCGCUAAGGGUGGCCUACAAUAUGGCUGAAUGACAACAAUUCUGCAAAAUUCCUCCUCAGCGCUGUAAGAGACUCAUUGCAAGUUAUCCCAAACGCUUGAUUGCAGUUGUUGCCGCUAAGGGUGACCUCCAAUGUGGCUGAAUGACAACAAUUCUGCAAAAUUCCUCCACAGCGCUGUAAGAGACUUCUUGCAAGUUAUCCAAACACUUGAUUGCAGUUGCUGCAGUUGCUGGUUGGUGGCCCAACCAGUUAUUAGCUUCAAGGGGCAAUCAUGUUGUUCACACAGGGCCAUGUAGCUUUGGAAAAAAAAACAAAAAUGACUUAAAUAAAUGUAAAAAAAAAACAUUAGGAAAUCCUAAAAAUAAUUUAAUUGAAAAAUACUAAAAAAAAAACGCAUGAAAAAACAUGGAAUAAAUUGUAAAAAAUCAAAAAUAUGAAAUUAUUUUAAAAAUUAAACUAAAAAAAACACUAUGCCACUAAAAACAGUCAAAUUAAUAUUCCUAUUAUUCACACUGACUCAUCACAUGGCUAAACACCUGGCACAUGUUUUUACAAUUAGCAGUCUAACAAUGAGGGAGGUUUAUUAUUAUUAUUAUUAUUAUUAUUAUUAUUAUUAUUAUUUCUUGAACUGAAGCUGUAUACCUUUAGAUGCAGACCACUGUAUGUGGAACUUUGUGUUGGCUGUGAUGAACACUUCGUACAUUGUUUUUCUGUGAAAAAUUUAAAAAAAAUUGUGUUCUGAGUCAAAAAAAAAUACAAAAAAACCCCAAAAAUUCAAAAAUAUUUUGCAAGAAGUGUCACACUGAACACAAAAAGGUCCGAGUCAUGAUGAAUAUGAUGAUAAAUGUUUGUUCGUAUAGUGGUUUGUGUGCGUUAUUUGGAGACAAAACACCAUUUUGAGAAGAAUGAAGACUGUUUUGGAUGUAAAGUUUCAUUUUGCAGGAGAAUUGAGUUGUGUUUUUUGGAUUUGGAUUUGUGUGUAGAGUUCUGAGAAUAUGAGGCAUCCUUUCAGAAAAUGUGUUUAAACAAUCGAGAAAAACUGUCAACGUGUAACUACUUCGUGAUUAUGUAUAGCUGAUAUCGGAUUUGUGCAAUUUAUAAAGUUAACCCUGUGCAUUGUGGGUUUCUUUGCAAGUAAGCCUUUUUUUCCCCUAUUAAUGUUUAAAAUGAAGUGCUGUGCUCCACAUGAUGUUUAUGCCUGCAUCAGACAUUUCCAAAAAGAAGCCAUAUUGAAAUAAAAACAUAUAAAACGGGCAAUACAUUUGCAUGCAAUGUUAUUUACAAUGCUUGUAAACAGAUCACAGAUCAGGCUAAAUAUUAUCCCGCCUCCCUCGCACGGCUUCUCUAGCCAUCGCCACAGCAGCUGUUUGUAAAUAUAGCUCCCACCAGCAGAGUUGGCGUUGGCGUGGACCAAGCGGAGCGGCACGGGGCAGAGAGUACGCAAAUGUACUUUACUCGGAGCGCCGCAGACAGAUGGAGCCACUGGCGAGCAUCAAGGCUUUUCUCUGCAGGGCUGCCAUGGUGGAAAAGUGGUCUACUGUCACAUGGAGUCACUUAUGCUCGCUUGGUUUAUCAUCACGGUCGUUUAAUGUGAAUCGUACUCAUAUCAUACGCAUUUUGAGUAUUUUUUAAGCCAGACGUUAAUACGCCGAGUCAUAUUAAUGCAGCUAAAGUGGUAUUAAUGCUGGACUUACUGUCACUUUCUAUGUAUCUCAUUGAUAUUUUUGGGCUGUUGCAAGUAAAGUAUGUUAUACUUUAUCAUAAAUAAGUCAAAUCAGCGAGCAGGUAAAUGAUUUGAGUCUAAAAUGUGAAUUAUUUUAAUAGCAAAUGCUAUGCUAGCUUAAGAUCCAUGACUGACUGAGUGCAGAUGCUUCCACUGGACCAGCUCUGCCCCCUUGCAAGGGUGCUGGAGGUUACAUGGGAGUUAUUAUGAUCUAAUCUUGAUAUUUGGCAGUCCUUGAACACACCACCGAAACUACGAGACGCAAAAAUUAAACAUUCAUUCAUUCAUUUUCUAUCGCUUUUCCUCACAAGGGUC
Messenger RNA from Doryrhamphus excisus (bluestripe pipefish), 4087 nucleotides. It is a transcript of the gene cbln12, whose product is annotated as cerebellin 12. The record is from RefSeq and is a predicted model, not a curated record. NCBI's taxonomy places the organism in Eukaryota, Metazoa, Chordata, Actinopteri, Syngnathiformes, Syngnathidae. Gene Ontology annotation, molecular function: protein binding. Gene Ontology annotation, cellular component: glutamatergic synapse; synaptic cleft. Gene Ontology annotation, biological process: maintenance of synapse structure.